This is a messenger RNA of Marchantia polymorpha subsp. ruderalis, 1937 nucleotides long. Lineage: Eukaryota; Viridiplantae; Streptophyta; Marchantiopsida; Marchantiales; Marchantiaceae. The record is from the annotation of a GenBank genome assembly.
GAAUAUCGUAUGCGUCGGCAGUGGCAAUUGGGGGAGGGCGAGGGCGGGGACAAAACGGAGGGAGGGCAGAAGAGCAGAAGAGCAGAAGAGCGAAUCUGUGAUUAGGAUUUUAGCGAUGGUUUGGCUCUCGUCUUUCGGGUCCGGCUUUUCGAUCUCAUAAUGGCUGUUUCUCGUCUCUCGCUGGCCUGGGCUCAUCAUCGAUGCCCAUGAUCCUCCCCCGCCCCCGCCCGCCCAUCCAUCGACCUCCCUCAGCUGCUGCCACUCUCGUCGUCGUCGUUGGCGCUGCAGCUUCUGCUGCUGAAGCGGUUGUCCGUCCGUUUGCAGCAGAUUUUGAAGAUUGCAGCGUGAGUGCAUCGAGCCUCCAUCGCAGAAGGGUCUGCGACGGAUUGGAGGAAUCGAGAUGGUAUCUCAGGCUCUCGCGAUGUUGCAGCCGCAGGCCUGCUGCGUCAGCAGUUCGAGGUGUGCAGGAUUGAGCGGAGCAGCGUUUUCCUCUGCCUCUGGAGUGAAGAGUAUCGUCUCAUCUUACGCGGUCAGCAGGCGCGAUGGUAGGGCGCUCUCUUCGAAAGCUGCUGCUUCCAAAUUCGGGAGCUCUUUCUUGAGUGGCCCGGCGGUGUCACGAUCGGGGCUGUUUCCACUGAAUGCAAGCUUGAAUUCUCGACUCGAGGAGCGCAGGCCUAGGAAGGGUAGCCUUGUAGUCAGGGCAUCCGCAGUAGAGAGUGGUGCAGAUGAAGGUGCUGCGCCCGAUGGAAGCACUAGUCCUGUGGUCCCCGCUCAACCCUCGGAGCUUGCCAAGACUUUGCAGCUCGGUUCUCUUUUCGGACUCUGGUAUCUUUUCAACAUUUACUUCAACAUCUACAACAAACAGGUGUUGAAGGUGUACACUUUCCCUGUGACAAUGACAAAUAUGCAGUUUGCUGUUGGAGGAGUAAUUGUGAUGAUCAUGUGGUUGACAGGUCUUCAUAAACGACCCAAAAUCACAACCUCUCAGCUAUUGGCCAUUCUUCCGCUGGCCAUUGUGCACACAAUGGGUAACUUAUUCACUAAUAUGAGUCUCGGCAAAGUCGCUGUUUCUUUCACCCACACGAUCAAAGCCAUGGAGCCCUUCUUCUCUGUUCUCCUUUCGGCAUUGUUCUUGGGAGAGGUUCCAAAUCCCUGGGUGGUGGCCUCUCUUUUACCAAUUGUUGGUGGAGUGGCGCUUGCUUCAUUGACAGAAGUUUCUUUCAACUGGGCUGGUUUUCUGGCUGCAAUGGCUUCCAAUGUAACUUUCCAAUCAAGAAAUGUCCUAAGCAAGAAGCUUAUGGUCAAGAAGGAGGGCUCUCUGGACAACAUUAACUUAUUUUCGGUGAUCACGGUUAUGUCUUUCUUCCUGUUGGCUCCAGUCACGUAUCUAAUGGAGGGAGUCAAGUUUACUCCUGCCGUCAUUCAAGCAGCUGGUUUAGACGUGAAGGUUAUCGCCACGAGAGCUCUUCUGGCAGGACUAUGCUUCCAUUCGUAUCAACAGGUAUCAUAUAUGAUUCUUCAAAGAGUGAACCCUGUUACCCACUCAGUUGGAAAUUGUGUCAAGCGUGUGGUUGUGAUUGUAACAUCAGUCCUCUUUUUCAAGACUCCAGUAUCUCCAAUCAAUGCUCUUGGAACUGGGAUUGCAUUGUCUGGAGUAUUUGCCUACUCAAGAGUAAAAGCUCUAGGCAAAGGUAGCAAGAAGGAGGAGAAGAAAGAGGCUUAGAGAUUAAAAUUUUGAAGCAACAGGCAAUCUCUAGACUCGAAAUCCUGCUUUGUCAUUUUUCCUUAACAGUUCCAAGAUGUUUUGCGAGUAGAAUCUUGCAAAGAAGGAACCGCACGGGAACUAAGUGUACUUUUUGGAGCUUGUCCAGUCCGAGAGUGAAAAUGCUAUUCAGACCACCUUGUAUGAAGGUUUGCGGUGAUUGAUAUCUUGUGAU